Messenger RNA from Cyphomyrmex costatus, 2685 nucleotides. RefSeq names its product DNA ligase 4 (gene DNAlig4). The record is from RefSeq and is a predicted model, not a curated record. The transcript has 11 exons. Gene Ontology annotation, molecular function: DNA binding; ATP binding; DNA ligase (ATP) activity. Gene Ontology annotation, biological process: DNA recombination; double-strand break repair via nonhomologous end joining; DNA biosynthetic process. Lineage: Eukaryota; Metazoa; Arthropoda; Insecta; Hymenoptera; Formicidae. The coding region runs from base 1 to 2685 and encodes 894 amino acids. Gene Ontology annotation, cellular component: DNA-dependent protein kinase-DNA ligase 4 complex; DNA ligase IV complex.
AUGGUACCCAACAUCAACGAUUCUCGGCCUUCCUGUGCUGUCUUUGUUCUUUACAUGAAAAUGUAUUGGUUCAGAAAAGGACAACAGAAGUUGAAAGGCCGAGAAUCGUUGACGUUGGGUGUACUUCCUAAUAGGGGGGCCGGGCAGCUGGUGAAAGAUGUAUCAUUUUAUCCUAUCUUAAGAUUGCUAGUACCUCACCUUGAACGACAGCGUGGACCGCAUAAUUUGAAGCAAGUUUCGUUGGCAAAUCUUUACGCUCACAUAUAUGGUUUCGCAAAAAAUAGCGACAGUUAUAAAAAAUUGACAAAUUAUCGAGAAUUCUCGUCGGACAAAUUUAUAGGAAAUGAUUUCGCUGAUCGAGCUUAUUACGUAUUGAAUAAAAAGUUACCUCGAAUCGAUACUGGACUCACGAUCGCGCAGAUCAACGAAUUCCUUGAUAGUAUCUCCGAAAGAAAGAUGAAUGUAACGAAGCAGCAAAAAGUUGAAACGUUUCGAGUACUUUUUCGACAAAUUACAGGAUUUGAGAUGAAGUGGAUGACACGUAUCAUUCUUAAAGAUUUACGACUUGGUAUAGGACCACAAAAAAUACUGCACAUAUAUCAUCCCGACGCGAAUGAUAAAUCUCUUGUGACGAAUGAUCUGCGCGAGAUUUGUAACCAGUUACAUAAUCCUAAGAUUAAAUUAAAAUGUAGUAUACAGAUAUUUUCAUAUUUUAAACCAAUGCUCUUAGAGAGAUGCAAUAUCGAAAAUAUCGGUAAGUUAUUUCGGGACAAUGACUUAUAUUAUGUUCAAACUAAAUACGACGGCGAAAGGUCGCAACUCCAUAUGAAGAAUGGAAAAUUUAAAUACUUCACACGUAGAGGAUACGACAUUACAAACAAACCUGGAUAUGGAGAAACUGGAUCUUCGGGUCUUUUAACCGCGGUAUUUACGCGGUGUUUAAAUUCGAAUUGUCAUUCUUUUAUAUUGGAUGGAGAAUUAAUGGCUUGGCAUAAAGAGAAACAAAUCUUUAGUACAAAAGGUAUGAAUGUCGACGUCAAACAUUUAUUGGCGAGCAGUCAUCAUCAACCGUGUUUCGUUGCGUUCGAUGUGAUUCUGCAUAAUGACAUCUUGCUCAUUGAUACACCUUAUGAAGACAGAUUAAAACUUCUCAACGAUAUAUUCACCGAAGAGGAAGGUUCUCUAACUAUAUGUCGAUCUACUUUAAUUUCAAAUAGGGAAGAAUUGAUACAGGAAUUCAAUAUUCGCCUCCGUUAUAACGAGGAAGGACUUGUUAUAAAGAGAUAUAAUAUGAAAUAUAAACCAAAUAUUCGAGAUGGCAAUGGUUGUUAUAAAAUUAAAGCAGAGUAUACUGACAAUUUAAUACAAGAUAUAGAUCUUAUCAUACUUGGCGGUUAUUACGGAAAUGGCAGGUAUAUAGGAAAAAUUAAAAGCUUUAUGAUGGGUGUUGCUGCACCAACGAACAAAGAAGGAGAAAAUCCAUCCCAAUUUUUCUCCGUCGUAUCUGUAAGCACUGGAAUAGGAGAUGAAAUGUUACGUCAUCUUCAAACAAAACUUGCGCCAUAUUGGAUCAAGGAUCAUCCUAAAAAUAUUAUAAGUCCCAAGGGAAAUCAACCAGAUAUGUGGAUUCAUCCAGAACAUUCUAUAAUUUUAACGAUACGGGCGUCUGAGAUGAUACGUAGUAAUGAAUAUCCAAUUGGAUACAGUUUACGAUUUCCUAGAGUUAUGAAUGUAAGGAUGGAUAAGCCCUGGUACAAUUCAUGUACUACUCUCGAAUUACUAUCGUUGGCCAAAAAUGGAGGAAUGAUUCAAAAAUUAACCAAGCGGGAAGCUACUCUACAUGAUUGCGACCAAGUAUCAGUCUCUAAAUUACAAAAGACAAUGAAUCGAAGUAAAUCGAUUGAAUAUAACACGUGUAAUAAGCGCGUAGUACCACUUACGCGACUAUUAGAUGGAAGAGAAAUUUGUGUGAUCAAUGGUGACGAUGAAUUAUCGAAAGAGGAAAUUGAAGAAAUAUUGCAGCAACACAGUGCAAAAGUUGUUCAAAAUCCAGUUAAUACGAUUUUCUGUGUGAUAGUAGGCAAUAAUAAAACGAUACGAGGGAAAGAAGUAAUAAACAGUGGAAAAUAUGAUGUUGUAACUCUCGAUUGGGUCAAACGUGUUUUCAAUCGAUCCGAGUGGAUCUUAUCGAUUGAUUUUUUACCAUGGGAAUUAUUACGCAGUCGAAACAUUACUAGAAACCAAGUUACAGAAAACUAUGAUGGAUAUUAUGAUAGUUUUGUCGUUGAUGCAAAUGAGGAAAGUUUGAAGCGUUCAUUCAACAAGAUUGAGAAAUCGAUUGAGUUUACAGAGAGUAAGUUGAUUAUUGAGCAAGAAAAAGAAAUGGACAAGAAUUUGUUCGGGGGCACAUCGCCUUAUUCAUUGUUUAGAGAUACAGUUGGAUUUUUUGAGAAUGAAUCGUGUAGCGCUAAAUUUAAAUUCCGUUUUAUGUCAGGUAAAAUUGAAAACAACAUUAAUAAUUCUGUUACGCAUGUUUUUGUAGAAGAUAACGCUACGAGUUCUAUUGUGAAAAAUAUGAAAGCAUGUGAGCAAACAUCUAUAAAGAUUGUUAAAUGCAAAUGGAUUGAGGAAUGUUUCCAAAAUGACCGAAUAUAUGAUAUAACAGAUUACCUAAUCAACUAUUGA